AUGUCUUUAAAUCAAGAUGAUUCUUCAUCAAAAAAAGAAGAUCAUGUAGAAGAAAAAAUUAUACAAAAACGUAAAAAGUUUAGAAAAAAAAAAAGAAAGCGAAAGGUAAAGGUAAAGCAAUACAUAACAAGAAAUGUGUUAAACAAAAAUCGGCCCUUUGCUUUUUUUUUUUUUAAAUGUGCACACAGCAUAACAUUCUUUGCCAUCCAAACGAAUAAGUAUUUGAAUCUAUUUCUACGCAAUUACGCC
Molecule: messenger RNA, 249 nt
Organism: Plasmodium cynomolgi strain B
Lineage: Eukaryota; Apicomplexa; Aconoidasida; Haemosporida; Plasmodiidae
Exons: 1
Source: RefSeq, a predicted model, not a curated record